CUCGCAGGCGACGGAUAGUUCGUAUUGGAAUCGUCUGUUUUUUCCGCUCUGUCUGUCGACCCUUUCCCUCUUCCUUUACCCCCGUUGGUGUAAAAACCUGUAAAACCAAAAGAAGAACGGUGCGCCUCGGGGGCGCUGCCGCAAGUGUACGGUGCCGAAUUUCAUCACGGUGAUUGACUCCGCUCCCGGUUCUUCUCAACACGGUCAAUAAUGAGGGACAUGGCGGGCAAGAUCGCCGAGUUGAAGUUCGAGGCACCCCUCGCGCGUUUCGAGGAGGAAGACACGGCCAGUUUGAAGAACAUGAAUUUACUGACAGAACAAUUAUUGGAUACAACAUUGAACGCGGGAUAUGAAGAAAAUUGUAACGCAAACGAACCGGCGAACACCAACGAAAAUGGCAUCGAUAUUCUCCAGGAGGGGACGUUCAGCCCCUCCAGCGGCAGUAUCGAGGACCUCGUUAAAACAUUCGACGGGGAUGUAUCAUCCUGCUUCAGCGAUUACGGCACGGAUGUCAAGUCCCUUGCACCCGUGCAAGUACGAGCGCAGGAGGAUAUCAUGAACGAGUGCCAACUCUGGUGGACGAUUACCGGUACGUUUGGUAACUUAUUGCCGAUCAAUUGGAGCAAGUCGUACGCUAGAAAAAUGCACCUACCUGCGUUGAAUUUGAACGAGGUGCCGGUACCACACGAAAGACCUGAACUAGAGGAUUUAAGUAGCGAAGAUGAGGCUGUCGCAACUGAUUUGGACAUGCAUGCUUUGAUAUUGUCCAGUAGCACCGACACACAUAGUCCUGAGGAACCGCUGAAGACUGCUGAAGAAGUACUCCGUGAAAUAGACGAUAUUAUGCAGGAAAGUCCUUCGUUGGAAAGAUCCCCAGACUCAGAUGGAUCAUUAUUAGAUAGCGACGAGGCGCUGGAAAGAAGCAGGGAAGUUCUUGGCUCUCCGCUACACGAGAAAAAGUUAAAACGACUCACAUGCAGUGAACUAACUGAGCUGCUCGGUGAAAUGGAAUCGUUGGUAGGAGCAUUGAGCGAGACCCUAAUCGCGGAGCUCGCGUUGCGCGACGAACUCGAAUACGAGAAGGAACUGAAGAAUCAGUUCAUCUCUCUGUUAUUAGCAGUACAAAAUCGACGAAGGCAGCACCACGUAACGAAGAAGAGGAAUCAAAUGCAAAAUGGUACUAGUCCUUUACCGCAACAUAGAUCACUUCAAGAUUCUAAGUAUUUAACUACUGUAAUUCCGUACCACACGGACAGUGGCCCACCAGACAAUCAGGCUUUACAGGUUCUCAUAAAAAUAUUGAAAGCAAUUAGCGAAGAUAGCCCAACUGUACCUACUUUGUUAACAGAUUAUAUACUCAAAGUACUGUGUCCCAGUUAGUGAGCAUACCGUAAAUUCCUCGUGGAAAUCGGUAAAAAUCAAGAAGAAAAAUAUUAAUCAUUGAAGAAUACAAUUUGCUCUCUUCUUGCCAGUACGCUUUCAGCCGUUGUUG
Habropoda laboriosa is the source of this 1492-nucleotide messenger RNA. It is a transcript of the gene Unc-76, whose product is annotated as fasciculation and elongation protein zeta-2. Bases 211 to 1380 code for a protein of 389 amino acids. NCBI's taxonomy places the organism in Eukaryota, Metazoa, Arthropoda, Insecta, Hymenoptera, Apidae. The record is from RefSeq and is a predicted model, not a curated record. Gene Ontology annotation, cellular component: axon; cytoplasm. The transcript has 9 exons.